CCCGCUGUCCCGCCGCGCCGCCCGCCGCGCCACACGCGCUGGCCGCGCUCCGCCACCGUCACCUCGGCGACCGCCGCCGCGGCGGAGGGCGAGCAGACCCCUGCUGCCCCCGCCGCCGCAGCUCCCGCACAAGACAACACCGUCAACGACAUCCACGAGUGGGCGCGCCUGCACUACUCGGUGCAGCCCGCGCCCGCGCAGGCCCCCGCCAAGAGAAGCGGCAGUGGGGACUCGGAUGACGCCGAUCAGCAGCCGCGGGGCCACGACGGGGAGCCGCAGCCCAGCGGGUACGCGGCGCCGCCACCCUCGCAGCCCGCGCCGCCGCCAUACGUGGUCCCCAAGGUGGAGGGGGACCCGCCGAACACACACGCAUAUCAGCUUCUUCGCAAGAUUGUAGACAGUUGCCGCGACUUGUGGAACGACCCUCGCAUGAGUUGGCACCCCGCCCCCUUCCAGGACCAGCAAGUGCAUCACAUGGCCAUGGCACAGCAACAGCAUCAACAGCAUCAACAUCAGCAACAACAACAGCAACAGCACUCGCCGGCGUCUCAGCAUCGCAUGGCGACUGCCGGCGCGAUGGCAUACGGGCAGGCGGCCGCCGCCGCCGCCGCCGCAGCCCCCGCCCCCCCGCCGCAAGGGCAGUACGCGCCCGCGGCCUCGGCCCCCGCGCCGCAUUACGCCCCCGCCCCCGGGCACGAGUACCAGCCCGCGCACGACACGCCCACGCACGCUCAUGCA
Molecule: messenger RNA, 738 nt
Organism: Gryllus bimaculatus (two-spotted cricket)
Lineage: Eukaryota; Metazoa; Arthropoda; Insecta; Orthoptera; Gryllidae
Source: the annotation of a GenBank genome assembly